AAUUUAUAACAUUAUUUCAUGAUCUUGAAGGUAUUUAUUGAAAAUAUCAUUAUUCUAAUUGUGAUUUUUAGGAGGAUCAUAUAGAAAGGUUUAGUAUUUUACAUAGUUAACACUAAUUCGAUAAAUACCACUACAAGAUUCUCUUAUUGGUUCAAUUUUUUUCAAAUUAUAAUAUUUUAUAAAAAAACUCAUGGAUUUGGAUCACUAUAACUACCUUCUAAAGAGAGAUAUAAAAUUGGAUAUAAGUAUAACUGAGCAAAUGCUUCAAAUGCUUGAGAUGCUUAUACAUUGGAUCUUUUAGGUUGGCGAGUAAAAUAAAUUGGAAAUCAAAACAAUUGAAUUAGCUGCCAUUCUAAGCAAAUUAUUUGUUUCAAAAAACCAAAUCCAUUCUGAAAGAGCAGAUUUGCUAGGCAUAGUUUCGUUAAUGAUAGCAGUAAAGUUCAAUGAAUGCCAAACCAAAAUAUAGAUUAAUGUUCAAGACUGUGUCGACUAAUGUCAAUCUAAAUAUAGUUCUGGAGAAAUAACAGAUAUGGAAAUAAGUAUUCUAUCUCUUAUUGAGUAUGAUGCAAAUAUUACUACAAUAACUGAUUAUUUUGAUGGUGAAGAUGUAUAAACUGACUUAGUAUUGUUUGUAACUCUUGAUUCUGAAUUUCUAUACUUUCAAAAAUAUGAAUUGUUUGAGGCAAUUAGAAAUUUUUACUCAUAAGAUACAUCAAACUUGUCUCAAAAUACAAAAAAUAUAAUCAGCAAAAUUAGUACUAAAAUUUAACAUUUGACUACAAAAGAUGAAAAAAAGACUCCAAAAAUAAAAAAGAAAAUGAUUAAAAAAUAGGGAUUUAAAAGAUCAAUAAUAUGCAGCUCACAAAGCAUUACACUAUGA
Messenger RNA from Paramecium tetraurelia, 880 nucleotides. RefSeq lists its product as uncharacterized. Lineage: Eukaryota; Ciliophora; Oligohymenophorea; Peniculida; Parameciidae. The transcript is spliced from 4 exons. Gene Ontology annotation, cellular component: centrosome; nucleus; cyclin-dependent protein kinase holoenzyme complex. Gene Ontology annotation, biological process: regulation of cyclin-dependent protein serine/threonine kinase activity; mitotic cell cycle phase transition. The record is from RefSeq and is a predicted model, not a curated record. Gene Ontology annotation, molecular function: cyclin-dependent protein serine/threonine kinase regulator activity.